AAGUCCCCAACAUGUAAAAACUAGUUUUGCUUAUUGUUUUCUCACAUGUUUGAGCUUUACUGUGCAGAAUGAUUUUUGUAAAGAGUUUGACACUAGAUGGCUGUUUUUAAAUUAAUCUGCUGAAGAAGGGAAAGGUUCUUUACCUAAGAACACCUUACCAGGACAGAUCUGGACAAUUUUAUACCAAUAUGCAGACAGAGUUAGUUGAGUGCCAAUUGCAUUGCUGUGAAAGGAAAAGCCAUGUGAGUGAAUAACUGAGCCAAAUGACGUGGUGUAAAGAGAAACGUUGAAUGGACCCAGAAGUGAACCCUGCGGUACUCCAGUAUUGAGUUUGCAAGGUUCAGACACAGAUUAUCUCCAAGUUACCCUGUAAGUGCGGUCCUUAGAAUGAAGUGGAAGAAGGGAGACAGGUCUGUAAUGCUUUACAUCAGAGGGGUUGAGUGUGUUUUUUAAAGAGGUUUGGUAAUUUACAAACAUUCUUCCCUUAAACAUUUUAAUGUGUAUUUCAACUGUUUCAUUCACAGAAAAUGUGGCCUUGCGUGGAAAAGCGACCCAGUCAGACCGUCUUGACCACGCAUUUGGAGCUGCCUACAAUGCUAUUGAUGGAAAUCGUGAUCCUACCUUCAAUGGUGGUUCAUGCACCCGGACUGAUGAACAGACCAACCCCUGGUGGAGAGUGGACCUGCUGGAGUCCUACAUCGUCACCUCCAUCAUCAUCACCAACAGAGGAGACUGCUGUCCAGAAAGGCUCAACGGGGCAGAGAUUCACAUCGGCAACUCUUUACAAGACCAUGGUGCUGCAAACCCAGUGGUUGGUGUAGUUUCUCAUAUUCCAGCAGGCAGGUCUUUAAAUAUGACUUUUACCAGACUUGUGGAGGGACGUCAUGUGACUGUGGUUCUGCCUGGUUUAAAAAGGAUUCUUACACUCUGUGAAGUGGAAGUCUACGGGUACCGUGCCCCAACUGGUGAGGAAUGAAUAUGUGGCUGA
Messenger RNA from Sander lucioperca (pikeperch), 988 nucleotides. Its product is annotated as fucolectin-4-like. NCBI's taxonomy places the organism in Eukaryota, Metazoa, Chordata, Actinopteri, Perciformes, Percidae. The transcript has 2 exons. The record is from RefSeq and is a predicted model, not a curated record. The coding region runs from base 497 to 976 and encodes 159 amino acids.